This is a messenger RNA of Xenopus tropicalis (tropical clawed frog), 3304 nucleotides long. RefSeq names its product calcyphosine 2 (gene caps2). The coding region runs from base 114 to 1925 and encodes 603 amino acids. Gene Ontology annotation, molecular function: calcium ion binding. NCBI's taxonomy places the organism in Eukaryota, Metazoa, Chordata, Amphibia, Anura, Pipidae. The record is from RefSeq and is a predicted model, not a curated record. The transcript is spliced from 19 exons.
AAACACUUUACGUCACCCCAAAUGUUGUUACCGUGGUUACUAGAACAGCUUACUGCACAUGCGAAGACCCAGAAAUUGAAGCGCUUACGUACUGCGUUUGGAAUCGUUAUUAAAUGUGUGCAAGGAUGAAUUUAGAGAUUAAAGGAGUAUCUGCUACCCCAAGAGCACCACCUAGCAAUCAGCUUUCCAAGGGUUGGAAAAAAGAACUGCUGUCUUCUGAACCUCGACCUAGUGAAGUGCCUUGCCUUGACCUUGGAAAACUUGGAGAUUCAGAUGACGAGGACACUUAUGUGCCCCUCAGUAAAGGGUACCCAAGAUUUGGUCCCCCAGAUUCAUCUUCAACCAUCAGCUGGGGAAGUCCAUUACACACUCCUCAGCAUUCUCAGAGGCAGCAGAUUUCAAAGCAUACCAAUCAAGUUAAGAAUCAGCUUCCUGUUACUGAGGUGAAGCAUGUUCCUGAGAAUCUGCCUACCCCAUCUGACAAAUACAGACUGAAGUAUCUGCAAUAUGAGGAAGAAAUGAAGCAAAGUUAUAAGCAGUACACAUUGAGAUGUGCAGAAAAAAAGCAGCCACACACGCAAUGUUAUCCUGUCCAUAAUACAGAACAAAAGGAUUUAAUUCCCACAGAAAACAAAUUUUCUGAUUUUACACCUUUGGAUGAAAAAUCCCACCUGCAGCAAUGCUACACUGGAAAACCAUACUCAGCACAGCAGAGUCUGAGAAAACUGGAGGCUGAGGACCUUGCUGCUGAAAGAAGAAAGCAAGCAGUUGUAGAACAAGUUAUGAUAGAUCAGCUUUCGAGGGCUGUGAUAAGUGACCCAGAGCAAAAUGCAGCAACCACCACAAAUGCCAUCACCCAGCGAGACUUAUCAUCUGCACCUCUUCGCUUCAGGAAAAGAACUCUGCAUGAUACUAUGAUAAAAACAAGUACAUCUUUAACAGAAAACAUCCUUUCUAAUAAGCUGCGCUUUGAUGCUCGAAUUAUAUGCAGAAAUGGACGUGAUGCUUGUCGGGAACUUAUUGGAUUUUUUUUUGCACAUGACAUGUCUGUAACAAUAUAUGAAUAUCGUCAGUUUGGAAAAAACAGGACAAAUGCCUUACCUUUCAUCCAGAAGGGAAUUUAUCAUCAUAUUUGUGGACCGAGGACAGGAAAACCAUAUAAACUUGAUGACUUUUGUACUGGAGCAAAUCUCACUUUCUUGACUACGGAACAUCAAGCACUUCCAGAGAGUUUGAAGCAAAGUCAAAUACUUAGCAUUAGAAUCACAUCCAUUGAUGAGAAAGCUAUGAAUUGCUUAAGAGACAUUUCUGGUGAAAAACAGCUUGGCUGUGGUCUUCACUGGAGCAAUGAAGGCAAUGUGUUCUGGGCAAUGCAAGAUAUGAUGAAAGAAAAACUGAAAAGCAGAGGCGUUCAAACUUUAACAGGAUUAGGAAAAUUCUUUCGACAGGUGGAUGAAAACGGAGACGGAAUUUUACAAAAGGCUAAAUUCAAGCAGGCUCUGAAAGUAUUCCACCUGGAUGUUUCAGAAGAGAUUUUUGAAUCUUUCUGGAAGAUACUUGAUGAAAAGCAUGAGGGGAAACUGGAUUAUGGAAAAUUUACUCGUGCCCUUAUUGGAGAGAUGAAUGAGUACAGAAAAACAUUUGUCCAAAAAGCUUUUAUGAAACUGGAUCCUAAUAAAUCUGGCAUAAUACCCAUGAUAGACAUCAGAAAGUUCUACUGUGCGAGGAAACAUCCACAAGUAUUGUCAGGUCAUUCAUCAGAAGAAGAAAUAUUAUCUUCAUUUUUAAAGACUCUUCAAGCGGCGUGCAGAAAUCCUAAAGAAGUUUCUUACUGUGAAUUUGAAGACUUUUAUGAAGGGCUGAGUAUUGAGAUUCUCAGUGAUAAUGAUUUUAUUAAUAUUUUAAGAAAUUCCUGGGGAAUAUAGAAGAGAGAUGCUGAAUACUGUUGGCAUAUCAGGUUAUCUAGAGAUAAUAUUUCCACAGAAGAUUUAACCCAUCAUUUUGUGAUGGGUAUAGCAAUAAUAUAAAGUUCCCUUGUGGCAAACAUAUGCAUUUGAUGUCUUUUAUUAUGUUGUUUGCGUUUUUUAAUUUUGUAAAAAACUAAAGCUAAAAUAAAAAAACAGAUUUAUACAAGCAAAUGUGCUAAUCUAUGAAACAUUCUUGUUCAAAGGUUAAGGUAUAAUUUGUUAUAAUUUAGUUUUCUUGAAUGUAGUGGCUAUCCUUUUGGCUUUGUUAGUUGAAACAGAAUCCAUUUCAAAGGAAAUUACCUCUUAAAGGGGACCUGUCACCCACACCUAAAAAGCUGUAAAAAAAGCCCUUUGCAAAUUAAACAUGACACCCAAAUAAUAUUUGUUUCUAUUAAAACAUCCAUUCUUGUUAUAAAUGUAUUUCAAAAUCUGAGCUGUCAAUCAUAUAUUGCCUGCCCCGCCUCUAUGCAUAGAGGAAGGGCAGGAAUUUCCUUUAACUUUCCAUUCAGCACUUCGUAGAUGUCAUUGCAUUUAUUUAAUCUGUACACGGACAUGGGUAUCAGGUGCCAGAUUGUGGAGCAUUAAGAUUUUGUGAUGAUGCAAACCUUGUCUUAAUAAUAGUGUUUUCAAAAUGGCAGCUGCUUGCUUGCUGUGAUUGUGUACUUGCAAGACUGAGGAAAACAAGAUUUAUAUAAUUAAUGUAGUGUAAGUUAAGUUUAUUUUGUUCAAUUAACAUAAUAUAAAAGGAUUUGGAAUUAUUUCUUAAGGUGACAGGUCCCCUUUAAGGUGAUCACCCAUGCUCAGAUUUGGUCGGGCAGUUUGGCAAUACUGCCUGACCAUCUAGGCAAGCAGUCGACCCUUGUGGAUCAAGCAUUAUUUGCCCGGUGAAAAAUGUCCAUUAGUCAAGGAGCCACAAUAUUAUUAUUAUUAUUUUGGUGGCACAACUUUGCACAACUUUGCACGGGUCAUCUUUUAGAAUAUACAUUUCUUUUUUGUAUAGCCAUUUUUAACUUUCUCUUCCACAGGCCAUUGUUUUUGCCUUUACAAAAUAUGUAUAUAUCAAUAUGCAAUCACAUGAUAAAACAUACUUUUUGAUAAUUAUAAUAUUAUUAUAAUAAUAAUAAAUCUGAUAUAUUGUCAUAUAUGAAUAGUGCCUACAGUUACUAUAAAAUUUGUUGUUUCUUAUGUGUUUUUACUGUAAUUUAUUAAUUCUUUAAAAGCUCUAAAAAAAAGUCUUGUGUUGAGAUGUUACUGCCACAUUUUAGAUCUAUUCAUUUUUAGAGGUCUGUUUUGAAAAUUUUAAAAAUAUUUCUAAAAUAAAUUUGUCUUUCAGUUAA